Molecule: messenger RNA, 2705 nt
Organism: Pocillopora meandrina
Lineage: Eukaryota; Metazoa; Cnidaria; Anthozoa; Scleractinia; Pocilloporidae
Source: the annotation of a GenBank genome assembly
UCAGAGUUGACCGCCAGUCACAGGAAGAUCGAGGGUUUUUUCAAAUUUGCGGACAAGUAACAUCUUCCGGGCAUAUUUGCUCGAUAUCUGAGCGGAAAAAUGCCUGUUACGCAAAUUUGUUAUUCAGACAAGUACUUAGACGACCAUUACGAGUACAGGUGAGUACAAUUUCAUGAUCAUGGUACUAUUGUCUCCACUUCGACACGGGCGCGCUAGCGCGGACCCGCAGAGCGCUAGCAUCACAGCUUUGAUGCCACGUAGAUCACUACAACUCACCCUAAGAAUCUAAAGAGACUUUGGAAGGUGAAUUAGUUAAGAGAAUAAAUGCACUCAGUUGUUUGAGCUUAUCUGCUACAUCAUCUCAAGCGCAUGGAGAUGUGGCACUUAGUAUUUGCUUGACGAGCAAGCCUUUUAGCAUCUUAGCCAUUCGGAAUGAAUUUGAAUUGCCUUCGACUAUCAGAUGCUUAGUCACCAUUCAAGGUGUUAAUGACAGAAAAGAUCCGCAUUUAUUGCAAUCUCGUUAAUGCAGAGUUCAAUUUGCAUGCAGCGCUAGUUUAAUAAAGUGAGUGAUACAGUAGGGUUUUAUGCUGGAGGAGAUUGGAUCUUAAUGAAUGCAUCGCACGCGCGAUUUCCCACGAAAAUUGCUUGGCGCGAGUUGUAAACAGCAAUGGCGGCCGCAAAUCAAAUGAAAAUUGACCGACGUUUUUGUUUUUAAAAGCUGAAUGAGGCUAUUUCUGUAAUACAAAGAAAAAGUAGAGAGAAGUGAAAAUUCGACUAACAAAUAACUCAGGCAAAGGAGACAUUAGGAGUGCAAAACCAAUGAUGCACGCUAAAGGAAGCAAGACAGUAGAAUCUAGAAAAAAGUGUGAGCUAAAAUCAUGAAAACUGGAAAUAAACCUUUCUAGAUUGAUAAGCUAGUAUCUCGAAAUUAGCUCGGUGACCCACCCUGAUUUUCUGUGUACAAAUGAUAUUACAUGUUUAUAAAAAAUUUAAAAAAUAAUAAUCCAAUGAAUAAUUUUUUACAUCUUGAAACAGUGUUUUCCUAAAUAGCACAAGUUCUGCAUGAUAUUUUUUUUUUCUUGUAUACCAUGUAUGGAAAAGAAAUUGAUGGGGCCAUAGAAAUUUAACAAAGGACUCUACGUCAUGGACUUGGUUUUUGAGAUAUCUUUCAAAAACUGAGUUAUAGAGGGGCUUUUAGCACUGCCAUACUGUUAGCAUGCCAAUGGAUGAAGCCUGAGCAACACCCUUAAAAAAUUUCCCAACAAUAGUUUUAAACAGAUCUUAAAACAUUUGCCUGAUGACAAGGUAUACAGUCCUGAUAUCUUUUAUUAGUGAGCACUUGUCAUUAAUUGUGAAAAACCCUUUCAAACCUUGUUAGGGUUAGGGUUCAUUACUCAUUUGUAAUUUGCUCCUGUAUCACAACAUUGCACUCAUAUUAAAUGAAAAAUGCACCUGUUUUUAUGCCAAUCAGAAGCAUGCAUCUUUUUUAUUAUAUUAUUACUUUAUGAACAACACAUGGUUGCAUAUGAAGUAUUUUUUCUACUAGACAUGUCAUCCUUCCAAAAGAUCUUGCGGAGUUUGUUCCCAAAACCCACUUAAUGACAGAGAGUGAAUGGCGAAACCUUGGGGUACAACAGUCUCCAGGGUGGAUUCACUAUCUUAUUCAUGAACCUGGUAAGUAUUUUCCAAGCUGUCAUGACAACUCAGUUUUUUUCAUUGGAGCAAAACUGAGAUAAGCUGGUGAUACUGUAUUUCAUUGAAUAAGUGCCCACAUUCUAAUAAGCUCCCUCCCCCAAGGCUAUAAUGUUAAACAAGCACCUCACUCCUCCCUCACUCUCUUAACUAGUAGGGAUGCAAUGAAAACCUUUUUCUAUUGCCACUUUACCUAUAACCUUUUAAGUGUCAACUUAAGCGGAAUCAUUUCAGGAGAAUAGUUUCUUUUCCUUUUAGUCACCCUCAGUUAUUUCCAUCCCUGUGUGUUUGCAGAAUUCCUGUAUGUGCAUUACCUGUUCUUUUGACUUUUAUUCUAUUGCUGCAUUAACUUAACAAGCCCCCCUUCCCCCUUUAGUCCUUAGUUAAGCACCCUCCCUCCAAUGAGCACACCUCCUUUUAGCAGAAAUUUUAAAUAAGUACUUUGGCAUUUAUUCAAGGAAAUACUGUUAUUGCAUUUGAGGGCCCCUUUCCUUCAAUGAAGAAAUUGAUCAUUCAUCUAUUCAUCAUCCUAAAACCAACAUGACAUUGUUGUUGUCGUUGUCGUUGAUACUCCUAUCUUGACUUUGGGUCAAAAAUUUAAAAAAAUUAAGGUUGACAUUAUUUAGUGAAGGUUAUCUACUUAAGACUGUCUCUUUCUCAUAUUUAGAGGAAAUGUAUCUGGCUAUGGUAAAAAGUACUAGAAUCAAUGUAUGAAUCAGUUGUAUGUAAGACAAGGUUGUACACUUUGUAUGGCUGGCAGCCAGUGAACUUCAACGAUUGGUUUAAUUUAGCACAGUAGAUACCCUAUAGAUUGACUGUGAAACUUGAAGACAAAGCCUUCUCAGACUGAAAGGUGACCCUGUAAAAAUUUGAGGUAGAUCUUGAAAUAAGCUAUAGUUUAGUUUUCUUCUGAUAAGAUUUUCCUUUUAUUAUUAUUUUCUUGGCUUAUCAUGUUGUUUUCUCUUUUGCUUGCAGAGCCACAUGUGUUGUUGUUUAGAAGACCCACCGGUUAG